CAGGUUGUAGCGCAAACAAAAGAAGUGAUUAAACAAACUGUCAUCCUAUCCCUGCUGACCCCGCAGCCUUUCUUGUUGUAGAGACAGAACCGUCGAGAAGUCGUGCGCCCAAAAGUGGCGAAAUCACGGCAGAUUUUCUGUUAUAGCGGCGUAGCCGGGUGUAGCUAUAACAGGUGGAACGCCCAAGACGACCCCACGAGACGCGCUUAAGGCAUUCCAUACGUUUUACGCCCGGGUGACAGCUGUGGUCGCUGUUCCGUGAGCUGGGACUGACUACAGACAGCCAUGGUGGAGCGACAGUCGGCGAAGAAGCCGUAUGACACGCAGUCGUCCUGGUCCUCCCCUCACAGCACCGCCAGCGGCCGUGACGACAGGCGCUUCGGCUACCAGAAGCUCACCAGCUACGAGAUCGACCAGACCGUGGAGCGGCUGCACAGCGGGCGGCUGAAGUACCACGACGUCGCCGAGCAGAGGAACAGACCGCGCCCGAGGGACAACUCUGACCCGGAGCUGGUGAGCCAGAUCACAGAGAGGCUGACGAGAGACGCGUCCGCCAAGGCCACGGACCAGAGACGGGUCCACGACGAACCCAUGAGGAACAUGGGCACGGUCAAUUCGUACGCCUGGAAGGGGUGGAACUGACGGGAAAACAGGACAAAAGCAAUAAUGAGUGAAGACCUUUAUUGUCCAUUUUUGCCAAACCGAGCAGGGUAUAUAGUUCACAACAAAGACAAAGCAUACAUGUAAAAAAAGUAUCAUAGAUCUAGUCAAGGAGCUUUCUAGUCUAAGUCUGAUUCUUCUUGCUUCUUGGCAAUAUUGAAACAAAUAGGAUUGUAUGGUUUAGUUUCGUUUUAAAUGGCUGUUUGCAAGCAUGUAGAUAUUGUAAAAAAAAGCAAGGCAAGAAUACAGUCUUGUUCUCCCUUUGUGCUGUCUCUUUCUAACCUGGAUGACAGACCCCCUACAUCUAUAAUAUCUAUCGUGUCUAGCUAUGCGAAAGUUUCAUUGAGGGCAUCUUAUCCCUAGAGCCAGGAUCUUGCCUGUGUACUAGGCCCUGGAAACCAUCUGGAAUCUAGGCUAUCUAUUCCUGACGACU
This is a messenger RNA of Branchiostoma floridae (Florida lancelet), 1093 nucleotides long. RefSeq lists its product as uncharacterized. The transcript is spliced from 2 exons. Bases 286 to 642 code for a protein of 118 amino acids. The record is from RefSeq and is a predicted model, not a curated record. NCBI's taxonomy places the organism in Eukaryota, Metazoa, Chordata, Leptocardii, Amphioxiformes, Branchiostomatidae.